CGGCACUGCAGAAGCUCUGAACUCGUAAGCGUAUCGAUUUUUAUGAUUGUAGUGUCUGUUUCGGUAGUUUUAGUGUCGUUCCAUGGCAGAGUCAGUGAAUGGGGUGUUUAUAUAAGGCAAGACGAAUCAGUAUUGUGUGACUGAGAACGUUAGAAGAUGACGAAGGACAGAUUAGCUGCCCUUAAGGCGGCUCAGAGUGAUGAUGACGAUGUUGGACCUGAUGAUGUUGCUGUCAACGUCGAAGGAAGGGAUGGCUUCAUGGAUGAAUUUUUUGCAGAGGAGGCGCAGUCAACUGAUCGGGAUAGUGGAAAUGGAGGUGUUUCAGCAUAUGUCAGAAACUUGUUUCAGAGCUUGGUCCCUGGUGAAUCCUUCAGAAGGUUAUACAAUCGAUCUUCCAUGAAUUCGUUUUCUGAUUUCCAUUCAUUUUUGUCUAAGGUGGAAGAGAUUCGGGAGAUGAUAGACAAGAUACAAGCCAAUGUGGAAGAAGUGAAGAAAAAACACAGUGCCAUCCUCUCAGCUCCUCAGACUGAUGAGAAGGUCAAACAGGAGCUGGAGGAUUUAAUGGCUGAUAUUAAAAAAACUGCCAACAAAGUCCGUGCCAAAUUAAAAGUCAUAGAGCAAAACAUAGAACAAGAAGAACAUACAAAUAAGUCGUCUGCUGACUUGAGGAUACGAAAGACUCAGCAUUCGACACUGUCAAGAAAAUUUGUCGAAGUAAUGACGGAGUACAAUAGAACGCAGACAGAUUAUAGAGAACGAUGCAAGGGUAGGAUACAGAGGCAGCUAGAAAUAACUGGCAGAUCAACAACAAAUGAGGAGCUGGAAGAUAUGUUAGAGCAAGGAAACCCAGCUGUGUUCACACAAGGGAUAAUAAUGGAGACUCAGCAAGCCAAACAGACCCUAGCAGACAUUGAAGCAAGGCAUGCAGACAUCAUAAAAUUAGAAAACUCUAUUAGGGAACUGCAUGACAUGUUCAUGGACAUGGCAAUGUUAGUGGAAAGCCAGGAUGCAACAAUUGACAGGAUUCAGUAUCACGUUGACGAAGGUAGAGAAAAAGUGGAUAUCGCCAGUAAAACGUUAACCAAGGCUCGGCGAUUGCAUUCCAGUUUUACUAAGAAAAAGAUCCUGUUAAUAAUCUGCCUCGUAGUAGUCGCCAUCAUUUUAAUUAUUAUUUUGGCAGUCACUUUGAGCUGAAUGCCUGGUGAAAUAGUUACCUAAGACUCGCUUGCGUUAACCCCACGUCCCUAAAGUCUGUUGUGCCUGAAAAUCUGUUAAGGGAGAGCAUUUGUAAACAAUGUUACAGUGCAGGAAUCAAUUUCAUAAAGUAUUAGUUUUGGUAGGUAUUUACAACAUUUUGCACUGGGAAGUCUUGAAGUGUGAUGACAUCAGCUGGCUUUGCGAGGAAACUCUACCUUACAUGCUCGGGUGUGUGUGUUUUCUGUCCCUUGUUUGGAUUACUGAUGAAAUGUUCAGGACAUUGUGUAAUUAAUGUAUAGUAGUAAAUUAGUUAAAAUGAGAGUAAAUUAUGAUAUUUUCAUUACAACAACAAUAAUUUUGUAAUAUAUAAUUUGAAAAUGUUGAUAGCAAUAUGAAAAAGUGUGAUAAAUAUUUGAAUAUUCUUGCUUUGAAAGCAGAUGAUUGUAAUAAUACAGAAUACUUCUUAUAGCUGGCAGUUCAUAUGGUGGGCUAAUAAAUCCAGUUUUAUGAUAUUUGUUAAAAGGCAGUGUUGGAAAUAAUUAUGUUUAAAACUUGGAUGUUGAAAUGUAAUCAUGUUUCAUUAUACUUGCUGCUGCUCAAUAGCAUAAAUAAUAAUGAAGUUCCUAUUGUUUUAUGCCUCCUGUAAAUUUAUCAAGUUAUUCAUACUAUUUAAAACCUGUCGGUUCUCUGUCAACUAGACAGGUAAUACCUUUUUCUCCAUAAUUGGCUUUCUGGGGAAGUCUGAACAUGUUUGUACAGUUUUAAAGAAAAGAAUAAAAUGCCUAAUUACUCACUAGUUACAUUGAAAACUGCAAUGCCUUUUUUUUUACAUUAUUCUGUAUUGUGUUGUGUAUAAUUAAAAUACAAAACAUUCAUUAAAAAUGUAGAUUCGAAGUUGCUUCUACCUUAUUAGUUUCGCAAUAUAAAACAGCAAAUCAUUAAUGUAACAGUCUGCUGCCAUAGCAUGGUGGUGAGGCAACUAGAAGUACUAGUACCACUACUGCUGCAUGGCAGUGAGCAGUUUUUCAUCUCAUUUCUAUUACAUGAAACUGCCUGGAGUACCUCUUUUAUAAAAAUAAAACUAAUUACAUAGAGAUAUUUUCUGAUGCAUGUAGUAGGAUUCUUGAAAUGCCUUUUGCAUUAUAUUUAAGUCACAGCAUAGUAGAGAAAAGUUAACAGAACUAUUGACAGCAUUUUUCUAAGCAUUUAAAAUAUUUUAAUUAUUUUUACAGUCAAGUUGCAUUUUAUAAAAAUUAGAUGCUUUAUUUAUAUUUCAAUAUUUCUAUAUAAUUACUUUGUAUUUUUUUAUGAAGAAUUCAUCUUGAUUACUGUCCCAUAGAAAUAAUUUCUUCACUUGACAAGCUUUCCUGGUAGUGCAUUAUUUUUUGAAUCUCAUAAAAUGUGUUAAUCAAAAUUAAACAAUGUCAGAUGUGUCAUCAGUUGUGGCUGGGAGGAUAAUCUGCAAGCUCAUAUGUAGACUGGAAUGGUAAAAUAGUAUAUGUAUCACAUUGGAAAUACAUACAUCUUUCCAACCAUGAUAAAAUAUCACCAAAUGCAAAUACUUUUGAAUGUUUGUAGGUUUUAACUUAGUUAAAAUUUCACUUGUAUUGUAGUUUCAGUAUGCUGUGCAGGGAAAUUAUUAGUCACUAACAGAAAGGUUAAAAUUUAAAAGUUGUCAAUAAGCAGUGCCUUCUUUCCUUAAAUUUUUUUAUAAGACACAGGACAUUAUUUUUGUAUUUCAUACUAAGAUUUCUUAAUAUAGUGUAAUGAAUUUCAUGAAAGACAAUAAAUAGUAAACUGCAUAACUAAAUUAUUUUGAAUAAAUUUUUUCAAAGUGGUCAAGACACCAUCAUGAGCCCAGCAGAGUGAAAAUAUCAGCCAAGGAGUA
Messenger RNA from Schistocerca serialis cubense, 3085 nucleotides. RefSeq names its product syntaxin-1A (gene Syx1A). The transcript is spliced from 10 exons. The coding region runs from base 157 to 1194 and encodes 345 amino acids. Gene Ontology annotation, biological process: exocytosis; intracellular protein transport; synaptic vesicle fusion to presynaptic active zone membrane. Gene Ontology annotation, molecular function: SNAP receptor activity; SNARE binding. The record is from RefSeq and is a predicted model, not a curated record. Gene Ontology annotation, cellular component: SNARE complex; synaptic vesicle; endomembrane system. Lineage: Eukaryota; Metazoa; Arthropoda; Insecta; Orthoptera; Acrididae.